GAGGUGAGUCUUCUUGACUUCAGGUUAGGCACUCAGCUGCCCAGUCAAUAAUCAAGAAGACCUAGGUUCAAAUCCCACUUCAGACACUUGAUAGCUAUGUGAUCCUGGACAAGUAACUUAUCCUCUCUGUGCCUCCAUUUCCUCAUCUGUAAAAUGAGGAGUUUAUAUUUCAUGGUUUAUAUUUCAUCUAUGACCUUAUGAAAUGCCGUGUUGGAGUUGAAGAGACAUCAGUGGUCACUGAGGGUUGAGUAUGACAAGGACAUCUUCCUGGAGUAGAUGGCAGCUUAAUCUUCAUGAAAGAGAUAAGCCACCCCUUUGUGCUGGGCUGCCUUAUACAAGAAACUUUCGUGGUAGUCUACUUGUAGACUGAUCGCUGAUCUCCCUCCUGAGCCUGGGACCACCCUUCUCUGCCUCCUCCCGACUCCUUUGAGGCUCCUAGAACACUUCUGUCAAGCAUGGGGGAUCAGAAGCAGGAGAAGAGGAGUUCCCCUGGCAAGGACUCUCUGACCCAGAACUGUGGGCAGAAGAUUGAUGAGUCUUCCAACUUGAGUCCCAGAAAGGAAAAGAACGACCAUCUGGGGCUGGGAAACUUCAAGAGGGCGUUCUCAUGGAAGAGUAAGCCAGAUGUGGAACCUGGGGACCACGUGGUGGAGAAGAGGUCGGACCGCAGGAGUUCACGUUCCCUCCUCAACUCCUUCCAAAAGGCAGAGGAGAAAGAGGCAGACAGGUCUCAGAAGCCAUCCAGUGGUCCUCAGAUGAGACCGCAGGUGUCCUCUGAAACAGAGACUCUGAAGGAGGAGGAGUCCGAAGCAGAUUCCUUCAACAAGACACUGCCAGCAAGAGCAGGGGACCCCCAGCAAGAGAAACAAAGAACCCCCAGCAAGCUUUGCUCUCCAACCCAGAGCCAGAGGGGUGGUGAAGAUUCCACAAACUCUUGCCCUGGAAAGGAGGAUGACAGCGUUCUCGGGCUGGCCAACUUCAAGAGGGCUUUUUUAAGGAUGAGCAAGAGGGAAGGUAGCCCUGGGGGCCCGGCAGCAGAGGACAGCAGCUUUCGUCGAAAGAGCUCACGCUUCCUUAGGCCUUUCAGGAAAAAUGAGGAGGACGUGACCAACCGAGUUCCAAGGUCCUCUGAAGAAGAACCCCUGGAGAUCAAAAUGGAGGUGGAGGAAGAAAAGCCAGUGUCUGAUCUCAUUGCUGAACGGCAGCUGCUGAAAGCCUUUUCCCAGCUAUACCAGCUGGAGGCCAGCCUUGUGGAGGACCAGCACUCGGGGCGGUUCAAGGACAACGUGACAGCCUACGCUCGCCAAGCCAUGGACAUCUGUGUUCACUACGACGUGAUGGCGGCCGAGAUCAGGAACAUCGUGGGUGAGACUCUGAGCCGGCCCAGGGUGGACUCAGAAGCUCUGCUGUGCAUGGCACAGCUGAUCGAGAAGGAGGAGGAGGUUCACCCGGGGGGCCUGCCUGACAGCGACUUCCUGAGAGCUCCUCGGAAGUGGAGGCCCCUGUGGGAGGAGGCGGUGAAGAAGAGUGCCUUGGAUGAGGUGGGGAAGGUGGGCCAGGGCAUGAGUGAACCUCGCCUGGCCAGCCUCCUCGCCCACCUGGGCAGGGUGGUCAAGCAGGACCUCGUGAAGAUCCGGCGGGAGGUGCAGCCCUGCUACCCGGAGGACUUCCCUGUGUGGAGGACCUACGUGGAUGCCUUCCAUGGAGCUGUGUCUGCCCGGCUUCAGGAGCUCUUGCAGGAGGCUCAAGGCUUUGAGCAGCUUUAUGUGAUAAUGGACUGGGUAGCCAACGUCUACUGCGGCAAGGACUUCCUGGGCUCCUUGGAUCUGGAGUUAGAUGUGACUACAAUGCCAAAGCUGCUGGCACCUGAGGUAUGGGAGAAACUAGAAAGUGACUACACCAAGUUCCUGGAGACCAAGAUCAACAACUGCUUUGACAGCAUUCUGAAGCUGGAACUGGACCGGUGGUCAGAAAGAGAGGGCCCUCCCCUGCUUCAGGGUCUCUACCACUCCCCAAUCUCCAUUGACAUUCACAUGCUGGUUGGGGAGCAUGUGAACACAGCCCGGGCCAUCUCCUCGGGGCUAGAGGCUACCACACUACAGAUCUUGGAGCAGUCACUGAAUGAAUUCAUCCCCAGGUUUGAGGAGAAGUUCCUGGAUUCGGACACUGCAAAGGAUCAGACCCUGUUCCUGCCCUACCUCUGUGCCUACAUCACUGCCUUCCAGGAGCUGAAGACCAACCUACCGGCCAAAUUCCUAAGCAGCUUUAAGAAUGUGAGAACAACCUUGUCUGAGGUGAUUUGCAGGUUCAAAAAGCAAAUGUUGAUCCAUUUGCAUCGAGAAACACAGGUCCUAUUCAAGGAUGUGGGCAGCAAGGCAUGGGUGACUUCCGACAAGCUACAGCCAAUCAUGGAGAAGACUGUCACCUUUGCCCAGCACCUAAAACACCUGGUUCAGCCCCACAGUCAGGAGUGUCUUCAGGAAAUCCACUGCUAUGUGAUUCGGGAAUAUGUAGCCCAUGUGCUGAGGCCACGAGAACGGCUUCGGGGAGCAGAUCGAGUGGCCAGCGCCCAGAAGAUGAGCCAGGAAUCAGAUGCCAUUGGCUCCACCUUUCAAAGUCUGGGCUCAGAAGCCUCUUGGCUGGGUUUGGUGAUCCCCUGCAUCUCAGACAUCCUGGGUGAGACCUACAAAGAGGACAUUAGAAAACAUAUCGAAACCCUCAUUGAGGGUUACCCGGACAUCAGGCAGGAGCAUGUGGCUGCCAUUUUAGCCCUUAGGAAGCUGGGCCGAAGACGAAACCAGCUCCUCCUUCGCCAUGCCCAGGCCUUGCUGAAGAAGGCACCCAAGACUUUCCCAGGCCGGGGACUCUUUGAGGAGAUUGAUGUACCUGCAUCUGUGGAAGUGCUCCUCACCUGCAUUUAGAAAUCAGCAUGGAUGAAAGGAAAAGCAGGGCCUGUGGGGUCCCUCUCUCAGGGUUCUUAAAGGUGAAAGGAUGAGAGAUCCCCUUGGAGUGGAUUCUUCAUGGAGCUGAGGACCCCAAGGACUGGGAAAAGGGACAGAGGGAUGCCAGAAAGCACAGAUGUCCCUCCCCCCGGCCCCCCCAAGAAUAUGGGAAAGCUGUUAGUUCAGCAGCCCUGGCCCCCCCUUCUUGACUUUCCUUCUCUCUCCAUUCCAAUGUCCCCCUCUACUUCCCCCAGAUAGGAUACCCAACUGGUCACCAGAUUCCUCUGUCCUGCUCCUAAGCUCCUGGUUCUGCCUAUUUCUAAGAAAUUAGGAGAUAAACAUAUUUCCUCUCAA
This is a messenger RNA of Vombatus ursinus (common wombat), 3296 nucleotides long. RefSeq names its product exocyst complex component 3 like 4 (gene EXOC3L4). Gene Ontology annotation, molecular function: SNARE binding. NCBI's taxonomy places the organism in Eukaryota, Metazoa, Chordata, Mammalia, Diprotodontia, Vombatidae. Bases 456 to 2921 code for a protein of 821 amino acids. Gene Ontology annotation, biological process: exocytosis; exocyst localization. Gene Ontology annotation, cellular component: exocyst. The record is from RefSeq and is a predicted model, not a curated record. The transcript is spliced from 14 exons.